GGUGGCCUUUACAAACCAUAACCAUCCAAGACGAAGAUGCGGCCACUGUGUGUAUCUUCACACUUAACUACCUUGAGAAGUGUCAUAAAAGUACAGCAGAGGCUUGUGUGUACUUCCUGUAUAUGUCAUGUGGUAGAUAAGUCUCCAGACUCACCACCAGAGAGGAAUAAAUACUCGUCGACGGUAUUACUGCCCUCCACAACCUUGCCCUUACGGGUGGAGGGCAUCAAGAGGCUGCACAAUGAACAACACGUGCAGCAGGCAGCAAAUUUUUCCUCACUUUAUGAGUGGCAGAGAAAGCAGAAGAGAGAGCAGGAGUUUGUGUUGCAUGAUGGUCCUCCCUAUGCUAAUGGACGACCUCAUAUUGGUCAUGCUGUUAACAAGAUUCUCAAGGACAUAACUUUACGACAUAAGCUUCUGAGAGGGUAUAAAGUUCAUUAUAUUCCUGGCUGGGACUGCCAUGGUCUCCCCAUUGAACUAAAGGCACUCCAGCAAAAUCGAAAAAAGAAAAACACCAAAGAAAAAUUUAAUGAAAAGGAUUCUCUUCAAAUUAGAGCGGCUGCUAGAAAAUUUGCUGAAGAAGCUGUAAAGAUUCAGCAGGCAGAAUUUGAACGCUGGGGACUCUUAGCCAAUUGGGAUAAUGUCUACCAUACUUUUGAUGCAGAGUAUGUCAAUAAGCAGCUGCACCUCUUCGCUCACCUAUAUGAAGGUGGCAACAUUUAUCAGGACUAUAAGCCGGUGUAUUUUUCCCCCUCUUCGGGAACCUCUUUGGCUGAGGCAGAGCUCGAGUAUAAUCCUCAUCAUUGCAGCCCUUCAAUAUAUGUUGCUUUGCCAGUUAGUAAUCUGCCUCACUUCAUGAAGGAUAAGCUAACAGAAUAUGAGAAUCUAAACACCUAUGUGGCAGUAUGGACUACAACCCCCUGGACUCUUCCUACCAAUGAGGCCAUCUGCUACUCACCAGAUAAACUAUACACAUUGGCAGUGGUUAAGUGUAAUGAGCAGUUAAUUGCUCUUAUUUGGGCAGAAGAGUUAAUACAUGAACUUAAAAAAAUUGUUGGUGAAGACAUUAUUCAACUCUGUUCUUUUGAAGGUUCAGCAAUGUCUUCCUUGAAGUAUCGCCACCCUCUUGCUGAACGACUGUGUCCAUGUGUCCCAGGUAGCCAUGUUACAAUGAAUAAAGGGACAGGACUUGUUCAUACUGCACCUGCACAUGGCCAUGAUGAUUUCAUUGUUGCUCUGGAGCACAAGCUACCGGUGGAGUGUAUUAUAGAUGACAGGGGAUGUUAUCAGGCUGGAGUAAAUCCAAUAUUGGAGGGAAAAAGAGUUUUAGAGGAAGGAAAUGAAGCUGUCAUUCAGUUAUUAUUGGCGACAGGUGGGUCUGGAGGUCCAUCAGUCUUGUUGUCCAGAGAUAACUUCACUCAUUCUUAUCCUUAUGACUGGAGAACAAAGAAACCAGUAAUUAUUAGAGCAUCAAAGCAGUGGUUCAUCAACACUGAGAAUUUAAAAGGGAAAGCUCUGACAGCCCUCAAAGAUGUAUCAGUCCUACCUAGUAGUGUCCAAGCAGGGAUGACUGGCCUUUUGGAGAGACGACCUUAUUGGUGUAUCUCCCGUCAGCGUGUAUGGGGUGUUCCUAUCCCUGUCUUCUAUGAUGCCACAACAUGCCUCCCAGUUGUAUCUAGAUGUAUUGUUGAACAUGUGGCAAAAGUGUUGCUCAAACAUGGAUGUGAUAGUUGGUGGAAACUUGGAGAGGAAGAACUGCUUCCCCCAGAAUUUGUGAAGGAGCUGGAACAGCAAGGCAAACAGCUGCCCCAAAAAGGUAUGGACAUCUUGGAUAUAUGGUUUGACUCAGGAUCAUCAUGGCAUAGUGUCCUGAACAGCCCUUCAGCUGAUUUAUAUCUUGAAGGUGUGGAUCAAUUCAAUGGCUGGUUUCAGUCAUCCCUUCUUACUUCUGUAGCAGUUACAGGAAAAGCUCCUUACAAAUCUCUCUAUGUCCAUGGUUUCACUCUGGAUGAAGCUGGGAAUAAAAUGAGCAAGUCUUUAGGGAAUGUUAUUGACCCGGUUGUUGUCACAGAUGGAGGGAAGAAUCUUCAGAAAGAUCCAGUGUAUGGAGCUGAUGUGUUAAGGUGGUGGGUUGCAAGCCAUUCAACAAACCAUGCUAACAUGACCAUUGGUAAACAAAUCUUAGAUCAAAGCAAAGAGAGUGUUCAGAAAGUACGUGCUGUCCUGAGAUUUCUUCUAGCAUCACUGGGGGAUUAUAAUCCAUGUGAGCACAGCCUUCCUGUAUCUGAUCUUAAGCCUUUGGAUCAGUAUAUGCUACAUUUAUUGUAUGGACAUAUUGAUAAAAUAUGGGAGUACUAUGAGAAUUUCCGCUACCACCGAGUUACUGCAGCAUCAGUUGCCUUCAUAACUACAUAUAUAUCAGGAUUUUAUAUAUCAGUUAUAAAAGACAGACUUUAUUGUGAACCGAGGUUAGGAAACAAACGUAUGUCUGCAUUGUUGGUACUCCAUUAUUUGCUACAUCAUCUGUUACUGUCACUUGCUCCUGUUUUACCACACUUGACUGAGGAAGUUGCUCUGCACCACCACAGUAACAAAGGUUGGCGUGUAUUCCAGCAGGAGACUAAUGGUGCUCCUUCAUCUUGGAGUCAGCCAGAGCUGGCCAGUAACAUUGAACAAUGUUUCACAGUUCGAAAUGAAUUGAAUCAACAUUUAUCAGCUCUUGAUCCUCUCCGGCUGGAUGUUCAGAUUACUGCUGGUGGUAGUACACUUAAAGCUCUCAAGUUGAUGCAGACAAGUACAAAUGCGACAGAAUCUGGGUUAACUGAAAUAUUCCGGGUUUCAAGAGUAAUUUUACUACACGAGAAAGAUGACAGGGAAGGAUUUUCUUUAGAAGUAAAAGAGAGUGCUGGAAACAAGUGCUUAAGGUGUUGGAAAUUUACAGCUGGACAUGGAAAAGACUUGUGUGACCGUUGUAAAGAAGUUAUCUCUGCACCUUGGUAAUAUGAGGAAGCUUUUGACGACAUUUCUUAACUGACUAAUGCAGGUCUUAUGAAUGCACACUUUAAAUUAAUUUUUGUUCAGUUAUGUACAAUAAUUUGACCAUGUAGGUUUACUUCUUUGUGGAUCUUUUAUCACAUGCCUUUUCCUGCCACAAUAGGGUGACAAAGAAACACUUUAUAACACAGCUGUUUUCCACUAGAAGCAUGCUGACAUCCGAGUUCGGAGGGUGUAUAAAUGAGGAGUAGGGAUUUAUCCCAGAAAUGAUUGGAGGGAUGGGGUGGAAAAAAAAAGAAAGUCUUGAGAGUUCUAGGGGUUGAGCAUCCAACAGGCUCGUGUGAACAUGUUAGAUAAGAGUGAAGGGAGACGAUUGGUUUUUAUUGGAAGUGCCUUUGGAGUGUGAACAAGAUAAACUUUGGGGAAAUCGGUUAGCUCAGCUUGAAUCCUGGAGGCAGUGUCUAUAAUUUGAAGGAAUGGGGAUGUUGCAGUUGGAGUGUAAUCUCAUCUGAGAAGUCAGCACACUUCCUGCAAGACAGAUUAAAUGAAUGAUGAAUGUGUUUUUUUUUCUUUGGGUCACCCUGCAUUGGCAGAUGGCCAUCGAGGCCAUCUGUGGCCAUCGGUGGCCUAAGCUCCCGCUUCACACACGGAGGGCCCGGGUUCGAUUCCCGGCGGGUGGAAACAUUCGACACGUUUCCUUACACCUGUUGUCCUGUUCACCUAGCAGCAAAUAGGUACCUGGGUGUUAGUCGACUGGUGUGGGUCGCAUCCUGGGGGACAAGAUUAAGGACCCCAAUGGAAAUAAGUUGCAGUCCUCGAUGAUGCACUGACUUUCUUGGGUUAUCCUGGGUGGCUAACCCUCCGGGGUUAAAAAUCCAAACGAAAUCUUAUCUUAUCUCUUAUCUUAUAUAUAUAUACAUAUACUUUUUUUUUUUUCAACAAGUUGGCCGUCUCCGACCGAGGCAAGGUGACUGAAUGAAUAUAUAUAUAUAUAUUUUUUUUUUUCAACAAGUCGGCCGUCUCCCACCGAGGCAGGGUGACCCAAAAAAGAAAGAAAAUCCCCAAAAAAGAAAAUACUUUCAUCAUCAUUCAACACUUUCACCACACGCACAUUAUCACUGCUUUUGCAGAGGUGCUCAGAAUACAACAGUUUAGAAGCAUAUACAUAUAAAGAUACACAACAUAUCCCUCCAAACUGCCAAUAUACCAAACCCCUCCUUUAAAGUGCAGGCAUUGUACUUCCCAUUUCCAGGACUCAAGUCUGACUAUAUGAAAAUAACCGGUUUCCCUGAAUCCCUUCACUAAAUAUUACCCUGCUCACACUCCAACAGAUCGUCAGGUCCCAAGUAUCAUUCGUCUCCAUUCACUCCUAUCUAACACGCUCAUGCACGCUUGCUGGAUACACACACACACACACACCAGUCUGUUGAAGAGGAGUCUGACAUGUACAGUAUAGAGCUCUUUGUGCCUGUUUCACAUUUGUCCAAAUAGGUUCUCAUAUCAGUAUAAAUUCUGUACAGUAUAUGAUAAAAAAAAAAAAAAAAAAAAGAUAGCAAUGUAAAUAUUAUAUUCAGUGGAGAAAUGCUAAACUCAAAGGAGCAAUACAGCACCUGGGGAAAGGAAGGUACAGUGGAACUUUGGUACUCAAACAAUUUGGUAUUUGAACGCUUCGUUCUGUAAAAAAAAUGCUUGGUAGUCGACUGCUUGGCACACGACCUGCCAGAACUUUGCUGUAAACCGUUUCAUGUUUCUUCACAUUUUUUGGCGUUUUUUUUUAAAUUUGUAUAAACAAGUCACCAUAGGGCCUACAAUGAUUAGUGAUAACAGUCGACCAAAAAGAAAAUUGGUUGGGAAAAAUUCGUUCAAUACUCGAGCAGCCUUCUGGAACGAAUUAAGUUCGAGUACCGAGGUUCCACUGUAAUCAGAUUUGAUCUAAGAAGCAGCUGCAGUUCCUUCGAUGAAGAGCUCUUUAUUGGCAUCAAGGUAACCCUUUCCCUUGAUUUACCACAUUCUUAGUGCUAGGAUUUUCGUAUGACAAUGCUACCUAAUUCUAUGACAGUUUUAUUUGGCAAGGAAAAAAAAAAAACCUGGAUACUUUUUUUAUUGACAGUAAUAUCAGCUGAUUCAUAAAUGUACAUGCAAUACAUCAAAAAAAUACACAAAAAAAUUAACGUGUAAUGCUUCACAAACUUUUUUUUUUUAUAUUUUACCCAUUUUUGGAAAAGAUUUAUUUACUCAUUAUACCAUUAACAGAUCUGAUGCAAUUGUCUGUGGCUCUAUGUUUACAUAAUCACAGUUUUAGUGCUUCCUUUUUUCCAUAAUAAUUCCUUCACGUUGAGCCUAAAAACUCAACAUUUUUUUAAAUCAUUUGGCUGGAAUACAAAUGACCUAAUAUUCACUACAGUAUUAAAUUACAAAUUCUCCUGAUACAGGAUGCAAUGCAGAAACCUUAAUAACUAAAAUAAAGCCAUUUUAAAUUGUAUUCAGCUCCACUAUAUUUUUCAUUUUAGUGUUGGGAACAAUUUGAAGCUUGCAGAUUUUUUACAACUGCAAUCCUAUAUUUCAUGAAAACCUUGAAUUUUUCUUAUAAAGUAACUGCAGUCACUUGUUUCUUGCUAUAGUCAACAAUUUCCAAAACAUUUUUAAUUAUAUUAACAAAAGGAAGAGCAAAAUCUAUGCAAGUCAUUCAUUGCUUCUGUAAAGUAUAAGUUUAUAACCAUUUUUGUCUACACACAUUAUACAUUAAGCUAUAU
Messenger RNA from Cherax quadricarinatus, 5747 nucleotides. RefSeq names its product Isoleucyl-tRNA synthetase, mitochondrial (gene IleRS-m). NCBI's taxonomy places the organism in Eukaryota, Metazoa, Arthropoda, Malacostraca, Decapoda, Parastacidae. Gene Ontology annotation, molecular function: tRNA binding; aminoacyl-tRNA deacylase activity; isoleucine-tRNA ligase activity. Gene Ontology annotation, cellular component: mitochondrion. The record is from RefSeq and is a predicted model, not a curated record. Gene Ontology annotation, biological process: mitochondrial translation; isoleucyl-tRNA aminoacylation.